Suillus paluster is the source of this 1416-nucleotide messenger RNA. RefSeq lists its product as uncharacterized. Gene Ontology annotation, molecular function: 3-deoxy-7-phosphoheptulonate synthase activity. Gene Ontology annotation, biological process: aromatic amino acid biosynthetic process. NCBI's taxonomy places the organism in Eukaryota, Fungi, Basidiomycota, Agaricomycetes, Boletales, Suillaceae. The transcript has 7 exons. The record is from RefSeq and is a predicted model, not a curated record. Gene Ontology annotation, cellular component: cytoplasm. The coding region runs from base 143 to 1306 and encodes 387 amino acids.
CUUGCUGUGUCUCUCUCUACAACAAAUCGGAAAAUUACUCGGCCUGGUACAUGCUAUAAAAACCCACUCACCUUCCUUGAUCAUUAUAACCCCCUCCCUUCCCUGUAAAAACUAAUUCCUUGUCCUCUCUUUUAACUUUACAAUGCCUUACAACGUCACUCCCAUUCCCGAUGUCGAUGAUGAGCAGAAGCUCCAGCAAUACAUCCAGGAUAGACGUGUCAUCGGUUAUGACCCCCUCGUCCAGCCUGCUUUACUCAGGCAUGAAAUUCAGCCUUCAGUGGCCUCACAGAUCACAAUCGCAGCUUCCCGUUACAGCUCUGCUCGCAUUCUAGCGGGUCAAGAUGAUCGUGUCCUCGUCAUUGUUGGCCCUUGUUCCAUUCAUUCAGCAGAUCAGGCGAUCGAGUAUGCCAAUCUGCUCAAAUCAAAAAUGCCCUCAUGGGACAAUUUGCUCAUUGUGAUGCGCGCGUAUUUAACUACUGUCGGAUGGAAAGGUCUCAUCAACGACCCCGAUAUCGAUGGUUCCUUCAAGAUUAACAAGGGUCUCCGAGUUGCCAGGCAGCUCCUCUGCGACCUUACAGAACUCGGUGUACCCGUUGGUUCCGAGCUACUCGAUACCAUAUCCCCACAGUACAUUGCUGACCUUAUUUCCUGGGGAGCGAUUGGAGCCCGAACAACCGAAUCUCAAUUGCACCGCGAGCUCGCUUCCGGCGUAUCUUUCCCUAUAGGGUUCAAGAACGGCACUGAUGGCAGCGUCUCGGUCGCUAUCGACGCGAUGCGCUCUGCUUCAAACCCCCACGCCUUCAUGGGUGUGACAGAGCAAGGUCUCGCCGCUAUCGUAAAAACCCGUGGAAACCAGGAUGUACAUGUCAUCCUCCGUGGUGGCACCAAGGGUCCCAAUUUCGCAUCCGAGCAUGUUCGGGCAGCUGCUAAAUCCAUUGAAAAGGCACGCCCGUCGAAUCAUGCUAGCGUUAUGAUCGACUGCAGCCAUGGCAAUUCGCAGAAGAACCACAACAAUCAGCCAAAAGUGGUCGAUGAUAUCUGCUCCCAGCUCGCUGCGGGUGAUAAGAACGUCACUGGUGUCAUGAUUGAGUCGCACAUCAAUGCCGGACGCCAAGAUGUUCCUGCCGAGGGACCUGCUGGCCUGAAGCACGGCGUUUCCAUUACCGACGCAUGCGUGGAUUGGGAAUGCACUGUUGGAAUGUUGGACAAACUCAACGCAGCCGUCAAGGCACGUCGCAGUUUCCUCAUCGAGCAAGGCCUGCAACGGCCAGCUGGCUUCCAACGUGAGACCCCUCCAUCACCGUAAAGCCGGGUUCAUGUUGUAAUUCCUUGAUGCUUCGUUGCAUGUACAUGAUUCCCAUGUGUGUGUUGUAUCAUAGUCUGUCAUGCUUCCAUCGUUCACAGUAUUAGAACGUU